UAAAUAAAAAGGCGGAGAGGAGCGGAGGAGAGGGAAGAGUUGGCAAGUUGCGUUGUCUGAAAAGUGAAACCCUUGUUAGUUUGUGCAAUUAGGAAUUUGGGGUCCAUACCAAAAACAUCCAUAAUAGUAAGAAGUGAGAAAACCGCUCUUAAACCCCUUGUCUUUGUUUGAGUGAGUGAGUGAGAGAGGUUUUGGAGGUUUCUGGCCUUAUUUCUGGGUCUCUGUUAGGAGGACGUACGGACACAGUCAAGACUCCCAUGUCCAUGAACAUAAAGCGACGGAGAAGACGACAAUGACCACCACCACCACCACCACCUCCAUGAUCUUCAGAAGACGCCUCCUCCUCUGCUCCCCCAAAUCCAUUUCCAAAUUCAAAUUGGUAUACUCUGCUCACUCUUCUGCUUCUUCUGCUUCUGUUGAUGACGAUGAUGCCGAGGCACCCAUUAGUCCCGCCAAAGUCAAGGGGAGAAGGGUUCCCAUAGCCCAACGCCAGGCUAUGAUCCAAGCCUUUGUUAACGAGUACAAAACAAUGUAUGAUGGCAAGUUACCUUCUGCUUCUGAGACUAAAAAACAUGUUGGUGGUUCUUACUACGUUGUUAAGAAGAUUCUUCAGGAAUUGCAAUAUAAUGAGAAUAUGUACUCUAACUCAAUCAAUGGGAGUAAAAAGUCUUUGGGAAAAGAGCUAAUCGUAGAGACGGAAUACAGUUUGACUGAAGCUGAAGAGGUCUUAACAAGUAAAAUUUCAAUGGAUGCUGUUAUUCAAGAUGAUUCUCAGAGGGAGGCUACAAACUCUGUGGAGACUGUUAAUGUUGUUGGCAAGCAGUUGAAAGCAGAGAAAGGGUCACAGACUCUCUCUUCAGCUAAGGAGACCUUUUCCAAAGAGAUUGUAGCUCCUGAUAGUGCAUCUGAUUAUAUUGCAGCACAAAACAAUCUGCUGAAAGAGAAUGCUGAAGAAAUUUCUCGCACAUGCAUCGAGAAACUGGAAAGUGGUGAGAAGGAGGCUGAGCACAACCAUUCUGAUUUUGUUAGAAUGCAGGAUCAUCAACUAGAAGACAUAUCUCAUCCAUAUUGUGAAAAAUCUGAGAAUGGUAUAAAGGAGGAAUCUCAGACCCAGGGUAAUGUUCUGGAUUUUGUUGAGUUGGAAGAUGAUCCAUUGGUAAGAGGUUCUACGAAAGCUUAUGAUUUAGGUACUGAGAAUGAAGAGGACAAGAAGAAACUGAAAUUCGCAGAAGAUCUACCAGAUAAAGAUGUUGAAAAACACACAGCAAAACAAUAUGAAGGGACUCCUGAACCAGACAAAGCAACACUGAUCGUCCCAAAGCAAACAACUUUCUGGGGAAAUCUGAAGUCAUUUGCCGAUGGCAUCCUUAGUUUGUGGCGGAAAGAUUAAAUCUUUACCUAGGUAGUCAUUCAGGAUUUCAAUAUUUGUUAGAACUAUCCCGUUUCUUAAAUGCUUCUUAUUCUUAUCAGUUAACAUAUAUUAUCUUCCUCCUGAGUUUCCUCUUGCCUUUCAUCAGUUUUUUUCCUACGUUGAGAGAGAAUUUGCAGCUGCAUGCUAUGCUGGCUUCAGAGAGUAGCUUAAUAGUUAAUGACAUCAAAGCAUGAAUAUUGUUUGUUAAAUUAGCCUUUUUUGUGAUGUAAAGAAAAUGUAGAGCAAAAGAUAGCUUCUUCUAUCCAAUUUUAAUCUGUAUAUUGCUAGUUACUUCAAGUUGUAGAUCAAUUUGAUGAUGGAAAAAGGGGUUUGGAGAAGGUGGUAUUAUGGAGUUCUUGAUAUGAGAAUUCUUUUCAUGUAUUGUUCGAAAAACAAGCCUGGUUAUGAAAGAAGAAAAUGAGGAAUUACUGGGAACUUUGGAACUUUAAUACUCUUUCCAAUUAUUUUCCAACUUGUAUCAUAUUGUAUAGCGAUAUAACUUCAGUUAAUAAAUGUUACACUUUUCAAUUA
This is a messenger RNA of Ziziphus jujuba (common jujube), 1942 nucleotides long. RefSeq lists its product as uncharacterized. The record is from RefSeq and is a predicted model, not a curated record. Lineage: Eukaryota; Viridiplantae; Streptophyta; Magnoliopsida; Rosales; Rhamnaceae. The transcript has 5 exons. The coding region runs from base 293 to 1390 and encodes 365 amino acids.